Nasonia vitripennis (jewel wasp) is the source of this 780-nucleotide messenger RNA. RefSeq lists its product as uncharacterized. Bases 207 to 698 code for a protein of 163 amino acids. The transcript has 2 exons. The record is from RefSeq and is a predicted model, not a curated record. Lineage: Eukaryota; Metazoa; Arthropoda; Insecta; Hymenoptera; Pteromalidae.
AGAACUGUUGUUCAUUCGAGAAUGAGCUAGCAUUCAGUACAGAGUAGUUUCUGGAAAUAUGUUCUGCUUCGAUUUAAACCAUCUCGGAAUUUGACUUAUUCGUAUUUGCAACCAGUUAUCGUGUAGAAUAUAACAAAGGAUUUUAAAAUUAGUAGUCUUCUGAAAAGAAUUAAUCGAGUUUAUCAUCAAAAAGCAGGAAAUAAACUAUGUUCCUCAAAACAUUAAUUAUUAUAUCUUCGAUUACAUGUAUCAACUGCAAAUCACACAUCAUCACAGGACCCACUUGGAAGAAUGAAAUCAAAAAAUGUGCUAGUGGUGGUGGUGAUGAACGUAGCUACACCUUUGAGCUCAAAACCUUGGAUUCAAUAGGACUCAAUUAUAGCGACAUAAAUCGGUCGACAUCCGUUGUAGCUCACGGACGUAUGGAGCUUUAUACCAAAGGGACUGGUCUAUUAAAAGAACCAACAAUUCCUUUAACGGAUUAUAGUGAAGAGAAUAAUUACAAAAUAUUUUCCCAUUCAUGGGUAGAAUCGGCAAGGUUGGGUUGGGCUUAUCAAGAAGGUAGGAUCGGUUUGAGCGUUAAAAUACACAAAGAUGGCUUCAUCGAAUUGAAAAAUUACGUAUAUGCUGGCUCAUGGGGAUCAAUCACCUGUGCUGAAUCAAGAGCAUAUGUCCAAAAAAUUGAAAUUAUUAAUUAACAUAACAUACAUUAUGAUUAUGAUAAUUUUAAUGUAGAAAUAAAGCUGUAUUAUUUCUUUCAAUAAAUGAAACGUUCAAGCA